AUGAGCAGGGUUCCCAAUGUCUGGGCCGCCAUCAUCAUUCCCGUGCCCGCCAGCGCCCUCGCUUUGUUCCUUCGCAUCAAAGCGAGGCGCAUGACACCUAGAGGGGUUGGCUAUGACGAUGGUUUGUCUAUUGCAGCUUGGCUUGUGGCGCUGGGUUAUUCAAUCCUCCUCAUCGUCUGGACGACAUGCUUCCAUAUGGGUCGCAAGGUCGGCCACCUCCCCGAAUCCGAAAUCGACUACAUUCUCGAAAAAUCCCACGAAAUCCUCUUCGUCAGCGAAAUCCUUUACUCAUGGUCCAUAUUCCUGAGUAAAAUGUCUGUACUCACUUUUUACCGCCGCCUGUUCCACGUCUCGUCAAUCCGCGUGCCCAUUAUUAUCCUCAUGGUGUGCAGCGGCAUCUGGAUCACCAUCCGCACCUUUAUGACUAUUUUUCAUUGUAUGCCUGUGCAGGCGUACUGGGAUAAGUCUAUCGAUGGGAAAUGUCUGAAUAAUAUUGGAAGAUAUUAUUUAGGGACUGAUUUGACGCAUUGUCUUAUGGAUUUUAUUAUUCUUGGUUUGCCGCUUUGGGAGGUUGUUAGGAUGAAGUUGGUUUUUGGACAGAAGAUUGCUGUUAUUGCUAUCUUCAGUCUUGGUUCCUUGGUUGGUGUCGCCUCUAUAUUUCAAAUCGUCGAAGCGCAGAGAUAUACCGCCAACUCUCGCGAAUUUCCCUUUGAGUUUUCCCUAGCCAUGGUCUGGGCCAACGUCGAGGUUCAUCUCGCCGUCUUCACCAGCGGCCUCGCUCUCCUCCGUCCCAUCUUCCGCAAAUUCAUCCCCGGCCUGCGCGGCAACACAACAUACCCCAACGGCCCCAGCCGCAACGCAAGCAACACAAACAACACCUACACCAACAGCAUCGCCCUCCGACGAUCCCGCAGCCCCCGCGACAUGGUCAUCGAAGGCCAACGUGCGUUCUCCUACCCGGACUAUGAUGCGAUCAGCUUACCAGGUGCUACCAAAGAUGGAAACUCAAUAUCGCGGCAGGAAUUUAUGCAGCAGCGGUCAGAGGAGAGUAUGACGAGCGAUGAGUCUCCGGGUAGAGGUUCUUUGAAUUAUGUGUGA
Molecule: messenger RNA, 1098 nt
Organism: Fusarium coffeatum
Lineage: Eukaryota; Fungi; Ascomycota; Sordariomycetes; Hypocreales; Nectriaceae
Exons: 5
Coding region: 1-1098 (365 amino acids)
Source: RefSeq, a predicted model, not a curated record